Messenger RNA from Pochonia chlamydosporia 170, 789 nucleotides. RefSeq lists its product as hypothetical. The record is from RefSeq and is a predicted model, not a curated record. Gene Ontology annotation, biological process: mycotoxin biosynthetic process. Lineage: Eukaryota; Fungi; Ascomycota; Sordariomycetes; Hypocreales; Clavicipitaceae. The coding region runs from base 1 to 789 and encodes 262 amino acids. The transcript has 5 exons.
AUGCGCAUCCAAAGCAUUUCUCCACGAUGGUCCGGCUACGUAGGCCUGACGCAUCAGGAUAUGACAGAAAAAGAUGCUGAGAAUGACACAUUCAAAGGGGAUUUCGAGUGUUCUAGCACAGGCUUUAACAAAUUUGCUAUCCUAUCAGUUGCAAACUUAGCACUUUUCACCGUAAGCGCCGUAAUGGCAUCUAUAGUUGUGAGCCCUAGCCUCGACAGGCGCUUAAACGCUAAGCUCCGAGCCACAUCCAGCUAUAGUCCCGUGUUUGACAUGAUCGAUCUCGAGCCAUCCAUCAAGCGAAUCAAUGGUACUGUCAAUGCCACUGGCACCUUGUCUAUUGCUCGACAGUUUCCAAACUCGGCCGCGGAUUCUAUUUGGGGGGAAGACAUUGAGCUUAUCCGUCCGAUUCCAGUGACGCGAGAACAGAUCCUCAAAAUGGGCAACAAUCCUGACACGGUUGCUAAGCUGGAAAACGAUGUUUGGGGACUUGGAGACAAUGCUUACGUUGCAGCGUUAGAUAUAUUCCACAAUUUGCAUUGCUUGAACACGCUAAGACGCGCAGCUUAUGCCACUUACUACAACCAAAGCACAGGCAAUAACAACUUGAAUCUUGUGACGCGACACUGGAAGGAAGGCUGGGAGUAUCCAUUCCCUGAUUUCUCCAUUGACAAGCAUUGUAUCAACUUUGACAAGUUAAAUGAAUGGCACAAAUCGGCCUCCAUAGACAUGAAGAAGUAUGUCAAGGUUAUGAGAAAGCCUGACGGGGUAAAAGAAGAGCUUGCGGAAUAA